Molecule: messenger RNA, 2037 nt
Organism: Dreissena polymorpha
Lineage: Eukaryota; Metazoa; Mollusca; Bivalvia; Myida; Dreissenidae
Product: tektin-1-like
Exons: 7
Coding region: 163-1371 (402 amino acids)
Biological process (GO): cilium assembly; cilium movement involved in cell motility
Cellular component (GO): nucleus; microtubule cytoskeleton
Source: RefSeq, a predicted model, not a curated record
CCAAUCGUAUACCGUGUACUAUUUCUCAACUACUUCCGCUUGGUAAGCCAAUUAAAUUUUAGAAUAAAAAUCAUUGGAAACACGUUACUAGGGAAGCCAUCAUUGUUUUGGGCAGCUGUGUUGUUGUGCUGUUUACUUUUCUUUGGAGAAAAAAACUGAAUCAUGGCAAAACUAGUCCAGGCACCAACUCGGUUUACCCACCAAGACUGGACCACAUCCAACCUGACAAAGUAUGCCAAUGCAGAGUCAGAAAGGGCAGCAGCCGAAAGGCUGGUUGAUGAAUCAAAGCGUCUUUCAUUGGAAACUGAAAAAAGAACUGAAAAAACCCAAAGGGACGUUAACAAAAAAUUUCAACAACGACUUGAUGACAUCCGCUACUGGAAAGAUGAGUUGGAUGACAAACUAGCAGGUAUCACAACAGAGAUUGACAACCUCCUUGCAUUUAAAACACGUGUAGAAAAAGCUCUGGAGGCUACUCAUGAACCUCUCCACAUUGCUAAGCAGUGCCUCAUGAACAGGGAAAAGCGUCAAGGAAUAGACCUGGUUCACGAUGAUGUACAGAAAGAGCUGAUCAAGGAAGUAGAAGCCAUUGAAGGAGUCCAGGCACUCCUUCAGAGGUCCCUGGAACAAGCCAUUGAACAAAUCAGGCUCAACCGUAAAGCAAAAUUCCAACUAGAGAAGGACCUUAAAGACAAGUUUUCUGUUCUGUCCAUUGAUGAGUACUGUGAACAACUCAAAAACAACUCUCCAAACAUAGACUUCAAGGAGGGUACUGCCAAAAUAGAAGCCAACUCUGUAUCACCUGAGGACUGGCAGGAUUUCUCGCAUGCAAACAUCUUGAAGGCGGAACGAGAGAGACAGAGCUCAGUGGAUCUGCGCUCCCUAGUUGAUGGCAUUCUCCAGCAGACAUGCAACGACAUGCGCAAGCAGUGCAGGGAGGUCAACGUCGCCUUCGAUAAGCGGAUUGCUGAGACCAAGGACACCAAGGGCAAACUGGAGGACCAUCUUAACAAGGUCCUGGCCCAGAUGGCCGAGAUGGAAGAGAACAUUGCUCGCCUACAGAAGGCCAUCAGCGAUAAGGAGCAGCCGAUGAAGCUGGCCCAGACACGGCUGGAUACGCGCACCCAGCGACCAAAUGUGGAGCUCUGCCGCGACCCUGUCCAGUACCGCCUUAUCGAGGAAGUGCAUGAGAUUGAGGGCUCUGUGGCAGGCCUGCAGGCACGACUUGCUGAAGCCGAGGCCUCUCUGAAGGGCCUCAUUCGUAACCAGCUAUCCCUUGAUGAAGACAUCCAGGUCAAGUCCAACACUCUGUUCAUUGAUGAGGUGGAAUGCAUGGGCAUGAGAAAGAGUAUCAAUAUCCAGAGCUUCUAGACUUUGUCAUAAUCAUGAACUGUUUGUUGCAUACACUAUGACUGAAUUUAUUAUUUGGAAAAGUUCAAGAGAAAAUAUACAUAAAUUGUUGUAUAAUUAUUGAAAUAUCUAUUUGUGUCUGCAUGGGUAUUUGUAUUGUGUAAAUGUUUUGUUCUUGGUAGCUUUUUAUGAAAAUAAUGUACACAGAUUGUUUUUUGUAAAAUUAGUUUUGGUUUUUUAAAUUUGUCUCCAUGAGCUUCUUUCCAAACCACUUUGUGUCAUUUGUUGGUAUCACAGACUUGACUACAUAUACAUUUGCAUAUAGGGUUAGAACAUGUGUUUAUAAGGUAUUUAUUUAAUGCAUGAUAUUUAUGUUUUUUCUUCAAAGUAAAGAAAUCUGCACAUAAAUUUCAUCUUUGUUUAGAAACUGCCUAUUUAUCUUUCAUUUCUGUGUUUACUUCUUUUGUGGUAUAGCAUGAAAAUAUAAUUGGUUGAUUUUUUUUUAUCUACUGUGAUCAUUAACAUUUUUGUGUUAAAAUCCAUUUUGGACUUUAUUUAAAGUAUUUGAAAAUCAAAAGUAUUAUAUCUUUGUUUUAUUUUAGAUUUACACUGUUCCACUCUUCUCCAUGACUGACACAGUUUGCCACAUGUAACUGAUGGUCAUUGUUAGAUUAAAUAUGAUGUGAA